Candidozyma duobushaemuli is the source of this 2895-nucleotide messenger RNA. It is a transcript of the gene NTF2, whose product is annotated as Ran GTPase-binding protein. Lineage: Eukaryota; Fungi; Ascomycota; Pichiomycetes; Serinales; Metschnikowiaceae. The coding region runs from base 1 to 2895 and encodes 964 amino acids. The transcript has 4 exons. The record is from RefSeq and is a predicted model, not a curated record. Gene Ontology annotation, biological process: protein import into nucleus. Gene Ontology annotation, cellular component: nuclear pore central transport channel.
AUGUCUGUCGAUUUCAACACCGUAGCCACCGAAUUCUGCAACUUCUACUACCAGCAGUUCGACAACGACAGAUCCCAAUUGGGCAACUUGUACAGGGAGCAGUCCAUGUUGACCUUCGAGACCUCGCAGUUGCAGGGCUCCAAGGACAUUGUGGAGAAGUUGGCCGGUUUGCCAUUUGCCAAGGUGGCCCACAGAAUCUCCACUUUGGACGCCCAGCCCGCCUCUCCUCAGGGCGACAUUUUGGUCAUGGUGACCGGUGAGUUGCUUAUUGACGAGGAGCAGAACGCCCAGCGUUACUCGCAGGUGUUCCACUUGAUUCCUGAUGGAUCCUCGUACUACGUGUUCAACGACAUCUUCAGAUUGAACUACUCGCCCAAGAAGUCGGAAGACGCCGUUAGUGCCGAAUCGGGCAAUUCCUCCGCCUCAAUUCCCACGAUUCCUCAGAGACCCAGAAAGACAGAUACCCUGAGCUCCUUGGAGAGUCAAAACAGUGAAGAAAAGAAGGAGGCGGCUGUUCCUGUGGUUCCCAGCAGACCCAGAAAAGAAAAGAGUGAAGUUUCUGAAACGGAGAGUGCUGAGCCGAAAUUGCCCUCGAUUCCGAGACGCCCAAGGAAGGAGAAGUCUGAGGAGCCGAAAGUCAGUGAAGACGCUGGAGCCAAAGAGAGUGAGGAUCUUGAGCCUUCGAAGGAUGUGGCGGCUGAGGAGCCUUUGGACUCCUCUAAAAUCAGCUCGGGUGACGUUGGAUCGUCUGCAUUUGGAUCUGACACCGUGGAGCUGGAACCCAAGGAAAUUGAUAGCAAGGUUGAUGAUUCGAAGGUUGUUGACGCGCCUUCACUUCCCCUGAGCGACAAAGCCGAUGCGGAUGAGGAACCCAGCAAACCGGAGUCCCCUGAAACUGACAAAAUUGUACCUUCUGAACCACAGGAAGACGAGGAUCCAGACCCCGAAGAUGCCAAAACAGAGCCUGUUUCUUCUGGAAACAAGGCCCAAAGCGACUCCUCCAGCGACUUGGCAGGGGCUGUUGGAAACAAAAUCAAGGAGCAACGUGAACUCGCUAGUGAACUGAUGUCCAACGUGGAGAGCUUGCAAGCUGAGAGCUCGGAGGGUGCAUUGGUUGACGAGAUCGACAGCGGCACUCUUCGAAACGAACACGUGAAUGAGGUUUCUGACUCUGCUUUUGCAAAGGAUAACCUUAGUUUAAGGGCGCUGGAUGAGCAGAAGUCUGAGGAAGAGUCGAAGGAGACAAAGUCUGAGGAGGAACCAGCCUCUGAAGAAAUUGCAAGUGUUGAGGACAAGAAACCUGAACUUGAGGAGGCAAGCCAGAUUGCUGAACCUUCUGAGACUAAGGAGCUUGACAUUCCUUCCAAGGACUCAGAGAAUGCUGAAGAGCCAGCUGAUCUGGACGCUCCCAAGGAGGAGGCCAUUUCUGCAAAGCCAAAUCAGGACGCAGCUCCUCUGAAGGAGGACAUCCUUUUCCCGAGGGAAGAUGCUCCAGAGGAAGAUGCUCCAGAGGAAGAUGCUCCAAAGGAUGAUGUUCCAAAGGAUGAUCCUCCAAAGGAUGAUGUUCCAAAGGAUGAUGUUCCAAAGGAUGAUGUUCCAAAGGAAGAAGCUCCAAAGGAAGAGGCUCCAAAGGAAGAGGCUCCCGAAGAAAAGGCAACUACGAAGGAAACAAAAACCGAGGACGAGAGCCCUGCUCCAAAAAUGCCUAUCAUUCCCCUGCGCCCCAACAAGCCAAAGAGACUCGACUCCAGUGUUUCCGAGCUGGACUCCAAGAGCUCACCCGCCAUCCCCUCCAGACCUGCCAAACCUGCAACCAAGGAGAAACCAAAGGCCCCUCCACCAAAGCCCAAGAAGCUUUCGUCAAAGAUUGCCGCUUUCCAACAGAUGUUCAACCAGGAACCCUCUGAAGCUGCUAAGGAGGAGAAAAGCUCUCCUGAAAAGCGUGGCAAGCUCUCCUCCGAGAAAACCAACUUUGCCGCAAACUUGCAAAAUAUGAUGGGUGCUGGAAUUGCCUUGCCUGGCAUGGCCAAUCCCGAAUUGUUGAAGAAGCUUGCUCCUGCUGAACUGGAGUCUGAGCCCUCUGAGAAGAAGUCCGAUGAAGCUCCACAACCCACAUCCAGAAGAGCCAAGGGUCCCAGAGGCAAGAGGCUUCCAAAGUCUAUCCAGGAGUCCAAGAUCACGAUAGAGCCCCGGUUCAAGUUUUCCAGUGGACUUUUGUGGGAGUUGGACUUCUCAAAGGCCAGUACUGGGGAGCCAACUGAGGGUGUGACCGAGCCAAAGGAAGAUAUCAAGGAGGAGCUUCUUGCUGCUUCUCAAGAGCCUUUGACCGGUGCGCCAUUGGACUCAGAGGACUCAUUGAAGAAGGAGGUGGAGGAGCCAGAAUCUACAAAAGAAACACAAGAAUUCUCUAUUCCUAUUAGCGAAAGUUCAGCAGAGCAGCCAGAAAGCGUCGAGGAUCUCCCUAGCUUGCAAGAAACGCAGCCUGCUAUUGACGACAAGGAGGAGCUUCUGAAGAUUGAGCAUGCCACCCAGGCGCCUCUUGAUGCCCUUGAAGAAGGCAAAACCACGACCAAGGACGCUCUGAGCGAGGCCGAGCCCGACUACGAGAUUAUCAGCAGAGAGAAAGACCAGGUGGAGACGCCCCGGGCCAACACCUCAGGAACGGAGGAGUUUGACGACGACAGCGGUUUUGAAGAGGCCCGUGAGGUCUUCUCGAGCCCCAAGCCGCUUGGAGACUUCACCAAGGACCCCGAGCAGUUUUUGCAGUCGGAGAAGGACCCCACGGUCGAGGUGGAGCAGCAGCUCAAGGAAUUGUCGGAUUUCGUGCGCAAGCACGAUGACGAGCCUGUGCUUGUGAGCAAGGCCGAGGAGGAAGAGGCCGAGAAGGCCGAGUAA